ACCUCGUCAGACCGCACUAACGUUUCCCAUUACUUCCAGGAGAAGCAGAGACUCACUAUUAGGAACUUUGCGUGCGACCUAUGGCACACAACUAGCAGGGUAGACUACUCCCUGACCAUUUUUAUUAACCCCUACGGUGUAUGGAAAGUGCUCCUGGAUGGACCUGGGCGAAAACAGCUGGUCCAUGGUCAAGCGAGAAGUUUCCAGCAGCCCAGGGUCACCGGCUGAGCAGACCUACCUGCACGGUGACAGCAGGAGGGACGCUCCCACCUCGGAUGAGCUGAGGACACCGCCGAGCGACCUUGACGCACUGGGACACCGCCGCUCCGACGGCAGAUCGUCACUACACUCCUACGUUCACUUCGGACACCAUAACAACACCCUGACCACCGCCGAGGACAUCCCGCUCUUUACGGAUUUAGACCAAGGCAGCAAAAUCGUCCUCACCAGCGGAGCGCACAAGGCGAGCUUGCUGGUGGACCCCACCGACAUGUACCAAACACUGGCCAUCGCCGCAGCCCAGAACCAGACUGGAUAUGAUUCCUCCACUGGCGGUUAUAUGCACUCCAACCCAAACUCCCCCGUGUAUGUCCCCAGCUCCCGGGUGGGCCCCAUGAUACCCAGCCUCUCGUACCUGCAGGCCAGCGGCUCUGCGCAGCCCAGCCACGCCGUCUCCAACCACUCGGUCUGGUCGCAGUCCGCCCCGGAGAGCCCCUCCUACAGCACCGGCAGCCCACACACCUCCAGUCGGUUUCACUACCCUCCGAGUCCGCCUAUGAAUAACGGGACGCCCCGGGACACCGGCUACAGUAACACGCUGAAUGUGAGCAGCAGGGACCAGUACGGGCUCUCGAGGCCCCUCAGCGGGACCUACGCGAGUCCGUACUCCCCUUACGUUGCACCGCAGCUCUCCCAGCUGCCCUCGCCUUGGACCGGGGGACCUUUUGAUAACACCAUGCUGCACACCUUGCAGAGCAGAGGCGCGCCCUUGAUUCGGGGACCAAACGGGGUUUCAGAUAUUCUCGACGACAUGGGGGAGAGCAGAGAGUGCGUAAACUGCGGCUCCAUCUCCACGCCGCUCUGGAGGCGCGACGGCACGGGCCACUUUCUCUGCAACGCCUGCGGCCUUUACAGCAAAAUGAAUGGGCUGAGCCGGCCAUUAAUUAAACCACAGAAACGGACGUCCACGUCCAGAAGAAUCGGCCUGUCCUGCGCCAACUGUCAAACCAGCACGACCACUUUGUGGCGCAGAAACGCGGAGGGAGAGCCGGUGUGUAACGCGUGUGGACUCUACACAAAAUUACACGGGGUACCUCGGCCGCUCGCCAUGAAGAAAGAGGGAAUCCAGACGAGAAAAAGAAAACCGAAGACCUUGAAUAAAGCAAAGGGAUCCUCUGGAAAUAACAACUCUGUGUCUAUGACUCCCACAUCCACAUCUUCAUCUAAUUCUGAAGAUUGCUCGAAAACCAGCUCUCCCUCCGGACAGGUGUCAGGGGUCAGUUCAUCUGUGCUAUCCAGCUCAGGGGAAGGAACCGGCUCCGGCUCAGUGGUGAAGUACCCAGGACAGGACAGCCUGUACACCAGCGUGGGUCUGUCCCAGCCAUCAGAUGUAGCUUCAGUGCGGGGUGAACCCUGGUGCCCCUUGGCCUUAGCUUGAACAUCUAAAAUCUCUGGGAGGACAGCAAUCCCUGGCCCCUCUGUCUGGAUGCUAGUGGAAGUAUUUGGGGGGCAAUGUUUGUUUCCUUCCUCGCAGCUGAUGCAAGAAGAGUCGGACAGAGGGGGAGAGAAGGGUGAGGCGACCUUCAGUCACACUGCGAGCUUGAUCCGAGCGUGGAAUAGCUGGGAUUGGUUUGGUGUGGGGGAUCUUGUUGCCUUUAAGAAAACAAAGGGAAUCACCAGGCCAGAUGAUCAAUCAGGUGGCCUGCUUUGGAUGGUUUCUGGACUCCGCCAUGCACUCUCCUAUCCACCAUGGCAAAGAAUUCUUAAAAUAAAGCCAUCAUGUACAUAAUGGAUUUCCUCGCUGUUGAUUGGAUACCACUGCUUCAUAAAGCGCUAUAUUCUUUAAGGACAUUUAGAUUUUUUUUUUCUUUCCACAACUGGAAUCAUGCCACAAGUGCCAAGACAACUUUUAUGAAUCAAAAGAAAAAAGAUAUUUAUAAAUCCUCCAUUGUUGAAAACAUGGCUAUGAUUGUUAAUAAAGAUAUCAAUAUAGAGUAGAAGUUAAACCGAUGUCUUCUUUUCUAUUUUUUUUUCCUUUACAAGUGGUUGUUUGUAGUACAGUAGUGUUAAAUCUGCACAUGUUUUUCACUGAAAGCUCUUACUGUAUUUGACUGAAACUAGGUUGGUUUAAACAGGGUAUAAAUGUCAUCUUUUGUUUAAUUAUUUACUGAAAAAAAUGCAAAUAAUCAACUCUUUCAGGCUAAUUUUUAAUGUUGAAAUGCUGUCAUUGAAAUGGCAGCACUGAGGUACUAUUCUCAAAGCAGAGCUACAAAAACUCUUUUACAUGUAAAGCAGUUGGCUUUUUUGAACAAAGCACACCCAGAAUAGUUGUGGGCCUACUGACCUUUAUGUUACAAGACAUAAACCGCAAAAGAAAACUGUUGGCUGCACUACGACUCACUAUAAACUGUGUACCUUUCACAAUGCAAGCAUGUACUAUUGCAUCAUUUUUUAUACCAAAAUUAGACCAAAGAGGAGAGUGAGGUCACCUCUGAACAAAUUCAUGUUACUUUGACGACUUUGACUAAUCCCUGUGAGGAUUAAAAUGAGUGUAAUGGGUCCAGAGGUUUAACAGAAUGAGGUGUUGAAGUGGAAGGGAAUAAAAGAAGCAAAUAUUACAAUGCAAUGUUUUAAAAAUGCUCAUUGUGUUAAAUUUUUGAAUUCAUGGCUGCAUGGGCGGCAUGCAAAAUCAAAAUUUGAGAGGCUGUGUUUGAUUUUUCACACUGUUUGUCUCCAGCAGAGUGUGAGUGGAGCCCCAAAAUGCCAUUUUGGGCCACAACAAAAUCAUAGGGGGGGUUAAACCUGAGUUACAUGUGAAACUUGGCGUAAAAAAAGGGUUUUAUUUCUUAUCUUUUAUUUUUUCUCACAGCUUGCUUCAUCCAAAAAGGGCAUGUCAUACAUUCAUCUGGACUUAUUUAUUUUUUGUUUAUUCUAGCAUCUUUUUUCCUGUUCUUUUUCUUUUAAAUAAAAAAUAUUUUAUUUAAAUUUCAGUCCAAUAAAUUUGAUGACGCAAAUGAAUUUACAGUUACCCUGUGUUUUAAAAAGAAUUGUUGAAAGAACUGUGUUCUUGCAUAAUAUUAAUAUUACUCAGGCAUACUUUUGUAUGAGGCAAUCACAGCCAUGCUUUGACUCCCUGUUUCUCCCUGGCAGAACAAAAACUUUAUUUUCUCAGAUGUCUUCAUGACUGGGAGGAAAGCACAUGAAAAAAAAGAGAAAAAGGGAAAAAACGAAAUUGUGUGCUUCAUUUUCAGAAAUUCACCAAAAUGUGUAUGAAAAAAUGAAAAAUGAUGAUGAUUUCCAGCUUUUUCUGGGUGGUUUGCUUCCACAUUCUGCUUACGUUUCAUUAAAGCGAGCCUUUAUUCUCCCUGACA
Plectropomus leopardus (leopard coralgrouper) is the source of this 3590-nucleotide messenger RNA. RefSeq names its product GATA binding protein 6 (gene gata6). Gene Ontology annotation, biological process: negative regulation of transcription by RNA polymerase II; cell fate commitment; epithelial cell differentiation. Gene Ontology annotation, molecular function: zinc ion binding; DNA-binding transcription factor activity, RNA polymerase II-specific; RNA polymerase II cis-regulatory region sequence-specific DNA binding. The record is from RefSeq and is a predicted model, not a curated record. Gene Ontology annotation, cellular component: nucleus. NCBI's taxonomy places the organism in Eukaryota, Metazoa, Chordata, Actinopteri, Perciformes, Serranidae.